UCUUGAUUAGACUCGCAAGCCGUCACUGCAGAAAUUACUGGCUUGCGAAUCUAAAUCUUAACUUAAGUAGAAAACAGCUUUUGAUGCCCAUAUUAAUCCACCUUUAAAUAAUAAGGAGUACUUGAAGCAAGGGCGUAUAAAAAAGAGAGGGUAUGCAGGUGACUGACUAUACACAUAUAUAGCCUCGUUCCCAGGCCGAGAUCGACAGCUGAUUGUAUCUGGGCGUGGUUGGAAUUCGCUUUAGGUAUUCACUCAAAACGAGCGAAUUUCUGAGUAUAAGCAAACACUAAAGGUCUAUGUAAAGACACUUGCUCCGUAAAUAUUACCAUAAUUUCGUGUCAUGUGCCUAGCUAGCUAGUGUGCAAGUGUUUUGGAGUGGAGUACGCUGUCUUGUGCGAAGCAAAGAGUUCACUCUCAUGAAAGAACAGGUCCAGUUGCUAUAUAUGGGUGGACAAGGUUGAUAUAGGACCACCAGUGCUGGGAAGCUUCACAUGUUUCAGAUACACCCUCUAGGCAUAGAUCUCUGGUAUCUAUCCUCUAGGAGCAUCGCAAGUGGCUUGGAUGUAUUGUUAUGGUUGAGAAGUGGGUGACUGAUUUCGUGGAGGAGUGUAAGCUGAUGAGCCGGCUUCGUCACCCUCACAUAGUACAGUUCUUGGGGGUGUGCUAUCUCCCUGGAGCCCAACUCCCUGUCCUACUGAUGGAGAAGCUACAAACCAGCCUCGACAACCUUUUAGAAACCAGCCCCAACAUUCCUAUUGACCUCAAAGUGCACCUUCUGACGGGGACUGGCCGAGGGGUGGUCUAUCUGCACAGCCGCACUCCACCCAUUGCCCACCGUGAUCUGUCUGCCAAGAACAUUCUAGUCGAUAAUGGUCUCAAUGCCAAGAUAGCAGACUUGGGUGUUUCUAGGAUUGUGAACAUUCAGCCUGGCCGGCUAGCUGCCUCAAUGACUCAAAUGCCAGGCACUGGUGUGUACAUGCCACCAGAGGCAGUUCAAGAGGAAGGGGUCACACAAUAUAACACUGCCAUAGAUAUCUUCUCCUUUGGUGUAGUAUCUCUGUUCACACUGACACAAACAUUUCCCAAAGAUCUGAAACCUGCAACAUAUCGUGACCCUGCUACUCGAAAGCUUGUUGCUCGCUCCGAAAUUGAACGUCGAGAACAUUACAUCAUACAAAUGAAAGCAGCUCUUGGUGAGACCCACUCCCUAGUCCAGUUGACCCUCGCUUGCCUAGAGUAUGACCAAGAAGAUCGACCAUCUGCUGCAGUGGUGUUGAGACGAUUAGAGGAGGUUGGAACAACACUCCCUCAGAACAGCACCCAGACCAAGCUGGAACUGAUUCAACAGAAAGAAGAAAUACAGCUAGUUGCUGCCAAAAAGCAAUUUCAAAACACUCAAUUACAAGCUCAAAUUAAUCAUCUUCAAGCUGAGAAACGAGAGCAAGUUCGUGGACUGGAAGAAUUGACCACUCUCCAACAAGAGCAGUUGGAAGUUCAACGCAAAGAAAUUGAUCGUCUUUUCAGUUCAGUGAGGUCUCUACAAAUACAGCCUCGGGAGGACACACCUCUGGGCUCCGGACAGAGAGAGAUAACCACUAACAAAACCACAAAAGCAAUCAAGAUUGUUGAUUCCAGCAGUGGAAACAAAUUGCUACCGCACAAGUCGACCACACUACAACCAACUGUUCCUACUGCCAUCACCUUCAACUGGACAAGAUGCAAGGACAUACCAAGGGGAAUGGAAGUAUUCGAUCAUCCUGUGGCUAUCAACGGGAAGCUGUACAUGAGAGGCAGGAGACACUGGACUGAGACUGUGCUAGUGUACACACCAGAUCAGGAUAGCUGGGAUGAGCUGCCACCUCCUCCAGUAGACGACUUCACCAUAGCAACACUGAGGGGUCGACUGCUAGUGGUCGGAGGUCGGGACAAGUCUACAAAACAAAAAACUAAUAUCAUCCUAACAUACGAUGAGAGCUCUCGACAAUGGAUCCAGUCACUUCCCCCCAUGACAAAAGCAUUAACUGAGCCAAUAAUUGUUGGAUAUCAGGACCAUCUGAUCGUUAUCGGUGGAGUUGACUCAAACAGCACUGAUAUAGCCGAUGUAAACAUUCUGAACACAAGUAAUAAAUGGAUUACAGCCGAACCAUUUCCCCGCACUAAUGAUAGCUACAACACUUGCCUAAUUGGAGACACACUGUAUCUUGUAGGAAGUUUAGGCACUAAAGAAGUGUUUGGAGCUCAUGUACCCUCCCUCAUAUUACGAGCCAGUUCUGGUGUGUGGGAAUCUGUUGCAAAGGUGCCAUUCUAUGGGUCGUCUCCCAUCGCCAUCGGCAACACUCUCCUGACUGUGGGGGGUAGUAAAGAGAAAGGACUAGGAAAUAAUACUACCUCAAGCAUCUAUCUGUACGAUCCUACUAAAGACCAGUGGACACAAUGCGGUGACCUUCCUGAGGAAAUGUACUGUUGUCACUGCAUUGAACUAUCUGGCAAACUGUGUGUACUUGGCGGUCAUAGAUAUUUAACCAUUAUCAGAUCUGUGUACACAGUAAUCUCAUCCACUUCACACUAGUUUACAUGCAUUGUUUUUUUUUUAUUCAUUUCAAUGUAUAGCACUUCAUUUUUUCGAGGAGCUAAAAUUUCCCGUUUUUCGCAGAUUGACCUUAAACCUCGAAAUGUUAGUGCCUCAAAAGUGUGUUGUAUUGAAUCUUAGGGGUGUGG
Molecule: messenger RNA, 2718 nt
Organism: Halichondria panicea
Lineage: Eukaryota; Metazoa; Porifera; Demospongiae; Suberitida; Halichondriidae
Exons: 3
Coding region: 572-2569 (665 amino acids)
Biological process (GO): protein phosphorylation
Molecular function (GO): ATP binding; protein binding; protein serine/threonine kinase activity
Source: RefSeq, a predicted model, not a curated record